Messenger RNA from Pseudomassariella vexata, 1490 nucleotides. Its product is annotated as replication factor C. Gene Ontology annotation, molecular function: ATP binding; DNA clamp loader activity; DNA binding. Gene Ontology annotation, cellular component: nucleus; Ctf18 RFC-like complex; Elg1 RFC-like complex. Gene Ontology annotation, biological process: DNA-templated DNA replication; DNA repair. Bases 159 to 1226 code for a protein of 355 amino acids. Lineage: Eukaryota; Fungi; Ascomycota; Sordariomycetes; Amphisphaeriales; Pseudomassariaceae. The transcript has 3 exons. The record is from RefSeq and is a predicted model, not a curated record.
GGUGCUUAGGAUUUGUUAGGGUGGGCCCCGACUGGGCUUAGCGUAUUUCUCCCAAAGACGCGUCGCCAGCUUCCGAACCGCGUUAAUUGACUGUCGUUCGUGACGUCCGGCACGUUCGUUCUCUGUUUCCAACGCGACCAGCUAUUACACAACCCAACAUGCCUUCAGCAGCGAAACCAGAGGUCGGCGAGUCGUCGACUUCAGCAGCGAAGAAGGCUCUGACUGGUGCCACAAAUGGCGUGGCUACCUACGAGCUGCCUUGGGUAGAGAAGUACCGUCCCGUUUUCCUCGACGACAUUGUGGGCAACACCGAGACCGUCGAGCGCCUGAAGAUCAUCGCGAAAGAUGGCAACAUGCCGCACGUCAUCAUAUCCGGUAUGCCUGGUAUCGGAAAGACAACCAGCGUCCUAUGUCUGGCGCGACAGCUGCUUGGAGAUUUAUAUAAGGAAGCAGUCUUGGAGCUGAACGCCAGUGAUGAGCGAGGUAUCGACGUAGUCCGCAACCGAAUAAAAGGCUUCGCCCAAAAGAAAGUAACCUUGCCCGCUGGCCGACACAAGCUCGUGAUCCUCGACGAGGCAGAUAGCAUGACAUCGGGUGCGCAGCAAGCCCUCCGCCGGACAAUGGAGAUCUACUCCAACACUACGCGGUUCGCAUUCGCCUGCAAUCAGUCCAACAAGAUCAUCGAACCGCUGCAGUCGAGAUGCGCCAUCUUGCGAUAUGCCCGCCUGACCGAUGCGCAAGUCGUCAAGCGUCUCCUGCAGAUCAUUGAAGCCGAGAAAUUGCAAUACAGCGACGACGGCUUGGCAGCACUAGUCUUCAGCGCCGAGGGCGACAUGCGCCAGGCUAUCAACAACCUGCAAUCCACAUUCGCCGGUUUCGGGUUCGUGAGCGGCGACAACGUUUUCAAGGUGGUAGACUCGCCGCACCCUAUCAAGGUGCAGGCCAUGCUGAAGGCGUGCUAUGAGGGCAAUGUGGAGACCGCUCUGGACACCCUGCGGGAGCUGUGGGAUCUGGGCUACUCGAGCCAUGAUAUUAUCAGUACCAUGUUCAAGGUCACCAAGACGAUCCCGACGCUCAGCGAGCACAGCAAGCUCGAAUUCAUCAAGGAGAUCGGGUUCACGCACAUGAAGAUCCUGGAGGGCGUGCAGACGCUGCUGCAGUUGAGUGGGUGUGUGGCGCGGUUAUGCAAGAUCAAUAUGGACCCGGCGCGUUUCCAGCAAAAGUAAGCCGAAUAAGUAACAGGCUGCGUGCCUCUAAAGUGGUCACGUUGCAGGUAAUACGGAAAGCGAAUGAAUGGGAUAGCAUUGCAAGGCGUUCACGAGUUUACGGUGGCUGGCUUCGAUGGCUGGCUGGCUGGCUGAGGUCCCCUGUUCAGAUAGCCCCUGAAUAUUUACAAGUGCUGUACAUGUUCAACUACUACUACCUCACAUAAGAGCUUCAUCCAGCUCCUGGCAAGCUUUUAAUCCCUUGCCCAUAGUCCUGAUCACCUC